Magnolia sinica is the source of this 1271-nucleotide messenger RNA. RefSeq lists its product as uncharacterized. Lineage: Eukaryota; Viridiplantae; Streptophyta; Magnoliopsida; Magnoliales; Magnoliaceae. The record is from RefSeq and is a predicted model, not a curated record. The transcript has 3 exons. The coding region runs from base 93 to 458 and encodes 121 amino acids.
AAGCGCUCCACGCGCGUGGAAUUAGCUAGCCCUCCGAUGUUCAUUAUCUGUUUCUAUCCUCUGAAACCGCACUGCUUUUUUCUGUGAGAAAAAUGGAGGGAACUCUCUCUCCCGUUUUUCCUCUCUUCUCAGUUUCUCCUCACUCGAAUUUCUCUCUCCGCGAGAAAUCUUGUCUCCUGAAAAUCCCAUUGAAAUCCGACCACUCUACGUUUCAAAUCAGGGCCGCCGAUUCAGCAGACAGAAAUACAGCUUCGAGGGUUUCUCCUCAAAGAGCAGGGCUUUCAAAUCCCCCGAGGAAAACACAGAAGCUGCGUCCAGAGUUUCUGCCUCGUAGAGCAGGGCGUUUUGAUCCUGCGAGGAAGAUGCAGAAUCUGAACUCGAAGGUUUCUCCUCACAGAGCUGGUAAAUGCAAUCCUCUUCUUCUUAGCUCAGUUCUCAGUUGGUUUUGGUUUCUGUAAUUCUGUCCCACCCGCACAUGUUAGUGUCCCAUUAUGUGAUUUUGCUAACUUGCGCCCCUGAAGAUCUCAGGUAGAACUUUGUGAGAGAGGGGUUAAUUCCAGUUCAUUGUGUGAUGAACCAAUCUUGUUGCAUUGCCACUCUAUACAGCUGGCGGUAUACCUGGUCAAUCCCUGCUGUCUAUCAAGUGGGCCUUACUGUGUAUUGUCCACGGUAAAGAAAUGCAGUGCCCCUAAUCUCUAUCUGUUUCAACUCUGCCCAUCAAAUGGAGUGAAAAUAGAAGAAAAUGGUCAGUCGUUUACAUUAAAGUGGGAAACAUCCAUGAAUCAGGAGGCUAGAAUCAAGGUGUCAAAAAACAGUUGCGUAAUAGCCACUGUGGCUAUUAUGUAAUGGUUCCCAUGAAUCAGGAGGCUAGAAUCAAGGUGUCAAAAAACACGGUUGCGUAAUAGCCACUGCGGCUAUUAUGUGAUAGUAAUGAUGGGGACUGUUACGUGUUAUGGGGCCAUGAUGGUACGUAUCAUAAUGGCAAUAACUGUGGCCGUUACGGCUACCGUUCCAUUAUUGAAUACCUUGGCUAUAAUUGUCCAAUUGUUGUGGUUUUUGUGGGGUGGACCAUCUGCAGUAGGGCCAACCAGACGGAUGUUUCCGGUCAGCAGCACAUAUGGUGGUGAGUGGCAAUGAACACUGUAUGUUCUGUUGGGAUUAACCAAAAAACUAUUUGAUCUGGAAAAUGUGGGCAGAACUAGUCCAGCAGAUUUGUUCAUUUGGUGCUGGAAGUCAACUGUUAUAUGAUAAAAUUUUUCUUCAUUGUGUUA